AAAGGACACCCUUUCUCUCUCCCUCUCCUUUCUCGCUUCGCUCAUUUAUAGCUUCAUUUCCGUUGUUUUCUUGGUACAUUGUCUUCACUCUAUACUACUGCCCUGCACUUCCACUGCUAAUUCUGGAAUUUCUCUUCCCAAAUCUCUCUCUCCUCUUGAGAAACUGUGUGUAUUCAAAUAUUGUAACCGCACUCAAAUAGGCAUAGAAAUUUUGCUCAAUCUGUUAAACACCAUUUAAUGCCUAUUAGCUUUAGACCGAGUUAGAUCGCUCCUCCCCACUAUAUAAAGCCAUGGGCUCCCCCUAAUUCCCUUCAAUCUUAUUCAUGCAAUUCUGCUUUAACUAAACCUUCACUUUUCCAUAAAUGGAGUCUCGCUAAAUUGUCUUGAUUCUUGCUGUUUUCCCCUUUCUGUUUGCAAAGUUUGAAGCUUUUUGAGUGUUAGGAUCCUGGGAUAAAGUGGCUUUACCAUGUAAAUUUAUCUCAUUUUGCUUCUUGGUUUUUGGCUCUUUGCAUUUUGGUUUGAAGUAGUUGAUGAUUUCGAAAAGUUUCUGUUUAGAUGUAAGUUGAGUAUUGAUAUGAUGGAUCUGAGCAUUAUUGUUGCCAACCGUUAGUUCACUUCUGUGUUGUUGAUCAGUAAUGCAUUCAUUUCGUUAAAUCCUUUCUGUUUCUGAUACUAACAUGGAGUUCAAGUAGGCCUAGGAAAGUUCUUGCAGAGCUAUAACCAGUUUCUGUGUUUGAUCACACUUCAUUCAUCGCUGAUCAAUUCUUUUGUUCGUUUCAGUUGAACAAAUACAAACUAUUCUUAUCAAAUUUUAUCAGGAUGUAACCUGUUUUCAAAUUCUUGACAGAUUUUAGUUGAUAUGGACCUCUUGAAAGGUCUCAGAGUAUUAUACAUAGCCUCAAAGAUAUCCCAACUUUUUACAAUAAUCAAGUAGUUUUAUGUUUCUUCUGCCCACAGCCUUUUAUAUGCAAAUAUAGUUUGAGAUAUAAGCCUCUCGAGUACCACUUUUGUUCGAGUUUAGUGUUGUUUCAUUUUCGCGUUUCUUUGUUAAACUAUAUUUGUGUGAGAAUUUUGGGAUGGAGGAAACCUUUGUUCCCUUUCGUGGGAUUAAGAAUGAUCUCAAAGGGAGGCUUCUGUGCUACAAACAAGAUUGGAGUAGCGGGAUAGGCGCAGGUAUCAGGAUCUUGGCUCCAACAACGUAUAUAUUCUUUGCAUCUGCAAUUCCUGUUAUAUCUUUCGGUGUGCAACUGGAGAGAAACACCAGUAAGGCAGAUUCGUCCGAAUAUUCAAAUUUUGGCAUCUUUUUGUUAUGUUGCAAAGAUCUUAUAGGAAAACUUGGUGUUGUUGCAGAUGGAACUUUAACAGCAGUGCAAACACUUGCAUCAACUGCACUCUGUGGUGUGAUCCACUCUGUCAUAGGUGGACAGCCACUACUUAUACUUGGUGUAGCCGAGCCCACAGUGUUAAUGUACACUUUCAUGUUCGAUUUUGCCAAAGAUCGAAAAGAUUUGGGGGAGAAGUUGUUCUUAGCCUGGACAGCAUGGGUCUGUGUGUGGACAUCCAUUUUGCUUUUCUUGCUGGCUAUCUUAGGUGCUUGCUCUAUUAUCAAUCGGUUUACGCGUGUUGCUGGUGAAUUGUUUGGUCUUUUAAUCGCAAUGCUCUUUAUGCAGCAGGCAAUACGUGGAGUUGUGGAGGAGUUUGGCGUUCCUAAGAGAGGAAACGAAAGUGCAACUGCUCUUUUACCUUCCUGGCGCUUUGGAAACGGAAUGUUUGCUUUGGUGCUUUCAUUUGGCCUUCUUCUUACUGCAUUGAGGAGUCGUGAGGCUAGAACCUGGCGCUAUGGUGCAGGGUGGUUUAGAGGGUUUAUCACGGACUAUGGUGUCCCACUAAUGGUGCUCGUUUGGACUGGUGUGUCUUACAUACCAGCUAGCGACGUUCCAAAAGGGAUACCAAGAAGACUCGUUAGCCCAAAUCCGUGGUCAGCUGGUGCAUACACGAACUGGACAGUCAUCAAGGACAUGGGGGAUUUGCCACUACUUUAUAUUAUUGGAGCAUUUAUUCCUGCCACAAUGAUAGCUGUGCUUUAUUACUUUGAUCAUAGUGUUGCAUCUCAGCUUGCACAGCAGAAAGAGUUCAAUCUAAAGAAGCCGUCUUCUUAUCACUAUGAUCUCCUGCUCUUGGGAGUUUUGGUGAUAGUAUGCGGUCUCAUCGGCAUUCCUCCUGCCAAUGGAGUUAUUCCGCAGUCCCCAAUGCACACGAAAAGUUUGGCCACUCUGAAACAUCAGCUUUUGAGGAACAAGCUCGUAUCAACUGCACGAGAUAGCAUCAGUAAAAAUGCCAAUCUAUCUCAGCUGUAUAGAAGCAUGCAAGAAGCAUACACGGAGAUGCAGACUCCACUCGUAUACCAAACUCCAGCUGCUUUGGGGCUAAAUGAGCUGAAAGAAUCAACCAUUCAGCUCGCAUCCACUAGUGGCUACAUGGACGCACCAGUUGAUGGUACCAUCUUUGAUGUGGACAAGGAUGUCGAUGAUCUCCUACCUGUGGAAGUUAAGGAGCAACGCGUCAGCAAUCUACUUCAGGCCUUAAUGGUUGGAUGUUGUCUUGCUGCCAUGCCUCUGUUGAAAAAGAUUCCCACUGCAGUCCUCUGGGGCUAUUUUGCCUUCAUGGCAAUCGAGAGCUUGCCAGGAAACCAGUUCUGGGAAAGAAUCUUGCUGCUUUUCACAGCUCCAAGUCGAAGAUACAUGGUGCUAGAGGAGUAUCACGCGACCUUUGUGGAGACUGUGCCAUUCAAAACAAUCGCGCUCUUCACAUUGUUUCAGACGUUUUACUUGCUUUUAUGCUUUGGAAUAACGUGGAUCCCCAUAGCUGGCGUCCUCUUCCCUUUGCUGAUCAUGCUUCUUGUCCCCGUGCGCCAGUAUCUGCUUCCCAAGUUCUUCAAAGGAGCUCAUCUGCAAGACUUGGAUGCUGCAGAGUAUGAAGAAGCCCCUGCUAUUAACUACAACAUAUCCUAUGACGAACAAGGUAAUACCAUCAAUCUCGACAGUGGUGAGUUGUUGGACGAGAUGAUUACAAGAAGUCGUGGUGAGAUCCGCCAUGGUCGUAGCCCAAAGGUCAAUAGUUCAACUCAGCCACCUCUGGAGGAAAUGAAGUCCAUGUACAGUCCUCGGCUGCCUGAGAGGGUGCAGAGCCCACAUCUUACUGAAAUACGAUCUGAGUUAAGCCCGAGGUCGAACGGUAGACACGUAGAAUUAAGGCAAACCCCGAGCCUUCUCGGACAAAAUAGUCAUGGAUCAUCAUCUUCUUGAUCCAGACAAUCUCCAUUAGUUCUCAUUUUGGUGCUUGAGAGGUCCUUAUUAUGUAGAAGAGACUUGAGUAAUAAUUUAGAUAUUUGGCUGUUCUAACAUCUAAGUUUUUGUGUUUAUUGUCUUACUACAUUGUACACAACCUUCACUCUCAUGGGCAGAAGACCGUUAAUCAUAAAAAUGGGAGUUAUUUAUUUGAAA
Molecule: messenger RNA, 3503 nt
Organism: Salvia hispanica
Lineage: Eukaryota; Viridiplantae; Streptophyta; Magnoliopsida; Lamiales; Lamiaceae
Product: putative boron transporter 2
Biological process (GO): monoatomic ion homeostasis; monoatomic anion transport; transmembrane transport
Cellular component (GO): plasma membrane
Molecular function (GO): solute:inorganic anion antiporter activity
Source: RefSeq, a predicted model, not a curated record